This is a messenger RNA of Centropristis striata (black sea bass), 1839 nucleotides long. RefSeq lists its product as uncharacterized. The transcript has 7 exons. NCBI's taxonomy places the organism in Eukaryota, Metazoa, Chordata, Actinopteri, Perciformes, Serranidae. The record is from RefSeq and is a predicted model, not a curated record. The coding region runs from base 215 to 1159 and encodes 314 amino acids.
ACCUGAGAGCCUACAGUCAGGGAGAAAAGCUCACAAGAUCGUGAACUGUUUGUUGUCACAGUAAUUCAGGGUGCUUAAGCUGUUGACAAGCAACAUACUUUAGCUAGCAAACUAGUUAACGUUAGUAGAUCACAGUAGAUAAAUAUGUAGGUUGACCUGCCUUGGAAUAUAAUGGUAAGAGACAAAACAGUUAGCUUCUAAUAGAAACAAAGCUAUGUCAAGUCACAACCUCCCUCCGGUGCGGCAUUUGCCACAAUGGAGCCGAGUUGGGCGCCUGGAGAAGCCUUGCUCUCCUCGGCGUUUACCGGCGAAACAACUGCAGCCGCUACCUGUGGCCCCGCUGGCGGACAGAGGAGUGUGGAGAGCAGCGGAGGUGUCCUGUCACAGCAGCGACAUGGACCCCCGCGUCGCAUCAAUGCAGAGGAAUAUCCAGUUCCUCCAGCAACAACACAAGGAAACUCUUGAGAAGCUCCAUGCAGAGAUAGAGUAUCUCAGACGGGAGAAUAAAGAGUUGCAGUAUAAGAUGAUAAUGGAGCCUCCCAAGUCAAGUCGGAAAGGAGUGACACACAGUCGACGAGGCAUUAGACCACCCACUCAGGGAGGUGAAGCCCGUACGGGACUUUACCUGGAGGAGCCACUGCAGGACUUGCGACCCUCCCAGGACCAAGCACUAAGCACUGGAGAGGGCAACGACAUUCUGGGAUGUGUGAGGCAGGACCAUGGGCCGGAGGUGAAAGGAGGCCUCAUCACUUCAUUACAGCCGCUACGAAUUCACAGCCAUCCCUCCCACCCACCGCGCGCUCCCACACUACAGGAGUGCGAGGUCAUCAUUCGACAGCUCUACAAUGCUAACAGCUUACAGUCUCAGGAAAUUAUACGUGUGAAGGCACUGCUGAGAGAUAUUGUUUUGAGCAAGAAAAUCACCCCAGAAAACCACAUUCUGACCAAGGCCUACCUUGUUGAUGGUACUCGCAAAUCUUCAGAGGAACAGAAAUUUCCCAAACUUGGUCUUCAAACAUUUCCAGAAAAAGCUUCUGGACCCUCUCAGUCUGGGGUAGUUCUCCCAGCCCUCAAACAGAGCCUCAGCUCCACUAUUGCAGAGAGACAGAGGAGAACCCGUGCUGUGCAGAGAGACCGCUUCAAAAGGACAGUGCAGUGACGGGAUCAAAACCACCACAGCGUCAGCUUCAUCCGUCCCAGAACAGGGGCUUUUCACAGUUCUGAGGUGGAACUUAGUCACAAAAACUGAGUGUACAGUCAUGGAUAUCCAUGAGGUAUUUAUGACUAUAAUGAGUACUGAAAUACUCAUGAAGGACAGAUGAUAUGAAAAGUUUUUAAAAUGUUAUCGUUUAUUUUAUCUUUGCACUAAAAAGAAGACAAAAGAAUGUCUCAAAUCUAGCAUUGUACUGUGAAUGGUAAAUGUCUUUAUCUAUUUUUUACCAAACAAUGUAUUUUAGGAAACUUUAACCAUUAAAGUUCAACAUCUCUAAUUUAACACUGGCUGCUUAUUUUCACCAAACUAAGAUUUAAGUGAGUUUAGUUAACACUGCACAUUUGUUGUAAUUCUGCCAAAAUGAGGAGGGAAUUAUUGUUCAUUUAACUAUAGAGAAUUAACUACAUGUCACUUAUAGAACCAAGUAUUCUAAACUGUUAUCAAUGCAAAGAACCAAAGAGAGAAGAAAUGACCAGGCUUAUUUCUCAGGCACUUUUUGUAUUGGUUGGUAUUUAAACUGUAUGGAGCAGUGUCAUGCUUUAACUGGACAGUGUGUUUCCAGCUAUGCACCUACAGUACAACUAAGCACAGCAAUACAAAACUAUUAAACUGUCUUAACACAGAAU